Messenger RNA from Strongylocentrotus purpuratus (purple sea urchin), 15405 nucleotides. RefSeq lists its product as uncharacterized. Bases 126 to 6494 code for a protein of 2122 amino acids. The transcript is spliced from 30 exons. Lineage: Eukaryota; Metazoa; Echinodermata; Echinoidea; Camarodonta; Strongylocentrotidae. Gene Ontology annotation, cellular component: nucleus. Gene Ontology annotation, molecular function: ubiquitin protein ligase activity; protein binding. The record is from RefSeq and is a predicted model, not a curated record.
ACUCGCGGAAGAUGUUGGAGUUUGUGUACAAAGUCAAAGUCUAGAGUGGGAAGGUCCUCUCCUGUGAUGAGUAAUUUGAUCGGAUUGUUUUAUGAUUUUGAAAUAUUUUAUGUAAUGAUAAUAUCAUGGCGGAAAGAUUAAGGACCGAGGAGUUACCCGCUCCAUGGAAAUAUGCUGUCACUUCUGAUGGACGAGUUUUCUUUAUAAAUGAUGACACAGGACAUGACAAAGGGAUAACGACGUGGGUUCAUCCAGUUUCGGGAGAAGCGGUUGCGUCGGGGUACGAGAGCAGAGAUGAUCUACCUCCUGGAUGGCAAGAAGGCUCUACGGCUGACGGCCAAAUCUACUUUGUCAAUCACUAUGAUGAAUCAACCACAUUCAGUAACCCUGUAACUGGACGAACAGAGAUGGAUACAGACGCUCCGGAUGCACCACAAAUGUACCCCUCUAAUGAUCAGAACAGCCCCCCGGCCGACGCCGACUACCCCGAGACCCCCCAGAGCCCCACCCUCUCAGGGAAACCCUCCUUUAAGAAACGCACCAUCCCCAAGCACGAGGCACCCAAGGUCAAGCGACGAGACGGUGCCGUGGUGUCCAAGGACGGCUGGCUACAGAAGAAGGACAGUACCGGUCUAGGGGUCUGGCGCAAGAGGUGGUGCGUCAUAUCGGACUUCUGUCUCUUCUACUACAAAGUUGAGUUUGAAUCGGACUUCUGUCUCUUCUAUUACAAAGGUGCCGAUGAGGUGAACCAAGCAGGCACUGUAAUGCUACCCAGCUAUAUCAUCAAACCGGUUGAACCAAGGGAUAAAAUCAACAAGAAAUUUGCUUUCAAGUGUGAACACAGUAACAUGAGGACCUAUUACUUCGCUGCUGAGUCAGAUGAUCAGAUGCAUCAAUGGAUUGAUGCUCUGAAUGAUGCUUCACAGGUCAAUCUAGACAGGGGCUACGGCGACCGUGACGAGAUGGACUGGGGCGGUGGUCAGGUCCGGAGCCCCAUGUCGCUCCAGCGAAACGGCGACGCCCCUACCAAUGGCAACCACCCCAACGGCUCCGCCCAGCCAGGGCAAGACUCCCCCAACAGGGCCACUGGCCCACCUAAGCAGCGAGGAUGGGGCAACUAUGAGGAUAUUGAGUUUGGGAGCUCGCCCGGAGGCGAGACAAGCUUGAAGAACGGUCAUGGUCCAGACAGGUCCCUCCUUCAGCAGUCAUCCAGGGAAUCGUGGGAAGGCUCCCAGCCUCGUAGUAACCAUGACACCGGCUCACAUAGCUCACACAGCCAGGAGGAGAGACGUUCCGGUCAGAACAGCCAUCUGUCGCCCCCUAGGUCUCCGAGCUUACACAGCGCGUCGUCAAGGGAUCACAGUUAUGUGGACGAAAAAGCAGGAGACCCUAACGAAAGCUACAACUACGUGGACAUAUCCGAGAUCAAGGAGCGCAAGCGACAGAACCAGCUGGACUCUCAGAGCUCCUACAACGAUGACCCCCGAUCCGGUCAGCAACAGAGGCCACCGUCCAGGCACCACGAUGACCGAGGCUCCCUUGGCAGCGGUCAUUCGGGGUACAGGAAUGGGAGAGACGAGAUGGACGGGGUCUUUCCUCUUCAGGACCGGCCGGUGGAGAUCAACGUUUCCAUGGCAUCUGAUGCUGACCCGUCCUGGGGUCAAGGGCCACAUGGGCCGCGGUCAAACAACCCGAAGAGGUCGGAGAGUCGAAGGUCAAAUGCAAGCCAGAGAUCUGAACCUAGUCACCAGCGAGGCCUGGCACCAAUGGAAGAAGUACCAGUGACCAGGGCUAGCAACGAGAGACUUCACUCUGCUCCCAGGCGUGAAGAGUCUUCCUACCAACAGAGUGCACCACCAAGGGGUAGGGAACCGCCCAUGCAUGACAGGGUACCACCUCAGCAUGGUAGAAUGCCACCUCAGCAUGGGAGAGUGCCGUCAGAUUAUGAAAGGGUACCGCAUGGGCAUGUUCGGUCACCUUCCGAGUAUAGCAGGUCGCCGUCUGAAUAUAGCAGGUCUCCGUCUGAAUAUAGUCGGUCACCUUCAGAGCAUAGAGGACCGCCAGGUAGGGGACCUCAACCCCAGCAGCAAUAUGGGAGGGUACCAUCCCAGCAUGGUAGGGCACCGCAUGAAGCAGGUAAGGCACCGCAUGGCAGGAUGCCACCACCAGGUCAUGGGAGGGGGCCACCCCGCCAGGGACAGGCACCGCCACACCAGGGACGAGCGCCGCCACACCAGAGGCAGGAUAUCGUCCGUGCACCAUCCCAUCCCGAACAAGGUCGGCCACGGCAAGGUCAAGGUCGAGGGUACCCACCACAAGGCGGUGCACCACAUCACCAGGAGAGAAUGCCAAUUCAACAGAGCAGGGCACCGCAGGAGCACAGCAGGGUACCGCCCAACCAGGGUAGGCCACAGUCAAUGCGUGGCAGACCACCGCCACAGCAUGAUAGCAGGUCACCCUCCAGAGCUAGCACUAUGCCGAGAGAUAUGGAGAGAAUUAACCCUGUACAGAGUCCUGAAAGAGGAUUGGAUCGCGAUUCAGUAGAUGCCGCCCCAACGAGACGUGCAUACUCCACCUCUUCCACGAGUCUCAAUAGGAAUGAUACUCUCAAGCGACAGGAGCUGGAGAAAGAUGACGAGGUUGCGCCAUUGCAGCCAUUAGGUGCUAGACAGGCUGCUGCUCCUAAGACGGGCAGAUACCGCAUGUGGCAGCAGAAGACCCAACAAUUUGUUGACCUUUCAACUGGCAUCAGGUUGAGGCUCAGCAUAGCAGCUGGGGAUCUCGUUGGAAAAUCGCAUGAGGAGUUGGUCCUGUUCCUGAUCCAGCUUAGACGUGACAAGGCCAACCUUUUGUCAUGGCUAUCCAUGAUAGACAAUGAACUAACCCUGCUCAAGGACCCCAACAGUUCCCGUGCUAACUCUGCUAGACUUAAACCAAGGAGCAGCGAGUCUCUUCGGCGUAGCUCCCCAGACCUGAACGAGGAUGACAGAGAGUUCUACCAGGAGAUCUUGACGGAGAGAGAAGACAUCACCAGGGAGCUGGACAUUAGCGCCCCUCUCAUCAACCUGGUGGACAACCUGGUCAGGAUGGGUAGUCUGUAUGGCGGGGAUAACCACAUGAUUGCUCAAGAGUUCUAUGGGGAUAAAGUCCAGAAGGGCCUUCCCUACUCUCCUCCCAAGAAGCUUAUUGAGUUCUCAAGACGUAUGGAGGAAGAGAAACUUGUGCACGAUCUGGAGGAAGAGCUGAGACAGUUAGAGACAGCAGAAGAUGUAGAACUCCAGGAGAAGUUGGACCAACUCUAUGACCUGGACAAGAAACUUCAGGAGAUCUCGGCCAGAGUCAGCGUUCUCAAGGAUGAGAAGGAUAAGAUUGAGAAUACCCUUCAGAGGUUAGACCAGCAGAUCAUUCACGACUGGGACGACAAAGAAAUGGUUGCAAAGAUAGAAGAGCAGCAGAGACAACUAGAGAGACAGUUAACGAGAGUUAGAUUACAACUGGCACAGGGUACCAAGGAACUUGAAGAAAUCACGGCUGAGAACAGCAGGAUAGAGCAUGAGGUGGCUCUGAUGAAAUCUGGGAUGGAAGGCGUUAACAACGUUAGCACUCAGAAGUCGGCCGACUCAGUGAAGGAGAAACUUCAGAUGGAGCGAGAGGUCAACCACGUCCAGUCGGUCAUGAACGGUCUGGAGCGCCAGCGGACGUCUCUGGCCAAUCAGAUGGACACACUGCGCCGCACACAGUCUACAGGUGAUAAUGAGCAGGAGAAUGGGUGGAAUGGUUUCUCAUUAGGUUCCAAAGGCAAGGUGGUCCACCGGAAAUCAUCCAGGGAGGCACUUCUCUCUGGUCCAUACGUUGUGACUGACCUUGACACCCUGAAGACGAUGGACAUCAGUGCCUUACACACCAUGCCCUCAAGCCCAGAGAUGAUGAACAACUCUUCCACCUACGCAGACACCAACCUUGAUGGGUACGGCGAUCCUAAGCAAGGUUUCAGCGAUCCUCAGCGCGGCUUCAGCGAUUCUAAGCAGAGUUUCGGUGAUCCUCAACAGAGCUUCAGCGACCCUAAACAGCAGUACCUUGACACGAAGAGAGGACAGCUGGAUUCGCCGAUGAGUCAAGCGAUUAGUCCGGGGGUGUAUCCAGCUCAGAAAGGGCAGUUUAACCAGGGGGAUCCCAUAUUAGGGAGUGGCGACUCCUUCCCAAGGUACAAUGACUCUUAUGAUCCAGCCUCAGGGGAUUACUACCAAGGCAAGGGUAAUCCAGGAGAGGACAGUCUUACCAGGAGGGGGGAUCAGGGCGGGUACGACCAAAGAGGGUUCGAUCAAGACCAGGGAGGAUUUGACUCUGAGAAGUUUCAGGGUGUUGGUUACGACGGUGAUGCGUCCCGUCGCGGAGACUUUGAUAGGAGCAUUGGUGAUGCCGGCGGUAACAACGUGAACAAUCGUACCAAUGACUCCAAUAUCUCAUCAGGACAAUCCCCCUAUAACAUCCCAGCGUUUGACGAUGUCAUGGGGAACGAGCAAUCAUUCGGCAGCCCAGCCAGAGUAGAUUCCAGUCUCUUUGACAGCAAAGGUGACCCUGAGGCGAGGGUAGCGGAACAAGGUCUCGUCCAGGCACAGUUCACGUCUCCGGCGUACAGUUCCCCUGGCUUCUCUGCCACCCCACCCCAGGGGUCGGUGUCAUCGGGGACGGGGAAAGGGUUCUGGUCAACAGAUCUGGACACGAAGGAGAAACGCAUGUACCCGGAGAUUGGACAGGCUCCGUUUGAGGUGGCACAGGAGAAGGUGACAGGGAGGGUAGAGCAACCCUUGAUGAAGCAACCCUUGAUGGACCCAAUACCUCAUCCAUAUGACAUGGAGGAAAGCUUUGAACAGAAGCCUGCUGAAGAUGUGCAGCCGCCCCCGCUCACAUCACCCGAAGUAAACUCGGACCUCACACCCGUAGGACUGUUCCACUAUACCUCGCUCUCACCAAAGAGCUUUGAUGCCCAGCCCACCAAGAAACAAUUCUCCAAACAGUCCCUAGACCAUACCCAAAACACCUUGCCUGACUAUGCAACGCAAUCCCACGACGGUUACAAAUCCCCUCUGAACGUUACAAGUAACAGCGCACCCCUGUCAUCGCAAGUGGGCAGUGCCUACCAAGAUGGGAGCUACUUUGAUAAUGCACCUCUAGGCAAUUCCAUUGCAAAUGCGGGGGAUUCCAGCAAUCUGGAGGGAUCUGCAACACUGCCAUAUACGAGCAAGCGGUGGGAGGAAUACGCCAGCCAACCGCAGUGGGACUAUGGUAUCCAAGACGACCAGGCCCCUCCCUCUGAGUCUUCGUACAGAUCGGACGACAGCAAACAACCAAAGGAACGCAAAACAUCGUUGUACGGACCAACACCAUUCAGAAAGACAUCUUCCAUUGACCCCAUGAGCAAGACGAUACCGGGUUUCUCAUCCGUGAGUGCGGUGACGAGGAGGAGGAAACCAGGACUGGACGAAGAGAAGAAGAACAGAAGGAAAUCUGCAUCGGAGCGUCUGUUGAAUUCUGGUAGUCAAUCCUACUCGGAGCCUCGGCGUGAUGCUUUCUCAGAUACAGAGAUGGAACCUUCCCCUGUCAUGACUAUCAAACCAGGCAAACCUAUAUCACGGCUGAAACGCCAAACCAGUGCUUCCCAAAGGCUUAUCCGAUCAGCACGAGCAAAGUCAUUGCCCGGAAACAUCAACCUCCCCUCUUCCGACAACGGUACCGGCGAGGACCCCUCCCCCAGCCACCAACCCCUCCCCGCCCCAGUCCAAACCCCCUCCACAUCCCUCCCGCCUCAGCCCCCUUCCCCCUUGCGGGAUGACGUUUUCGCUGGCGGGCAGAAGAAAAUUCACACUUUGGACGGGACGAUAACUUAUAAGCCGUCUUCCGUCUGGGAAAAGGCUUUGGUAAAUGACCUUCCCAUGGGUGACCUCCAGAGGGCACUAAAGACCAAGGAUGAGGAGGUGGAAGAGGAGGAGCAACGGAGGAGGAAUUUCAACUACGUCUACCAGAGCGAUUUGAAGAAUGUUGAAUUUGAUGAAUCGACAGGCGGAGGAUUGCUUGGUAUCCCUGCAAAGGUCCACAUCCCAGAGAGAUACAAUCCUGCAGAAGAGGAUAAUAGUGAGGUGGAGAUAGAGACAGCGGAAGAAAAUGCGAAAAGAGAGCAGAAAGCGAAAAAGAUGGCAAAGAUCCUAUCCUCCCAGAGUAUGCAGGAAUGGCAUCCACGAGAAAUCUUACCAGAAUGGAAUGGGCGUGGUCCCUCAGUCGACAUGAAGGAACACGUAGAAAGAGAGAAGGAGCUCCGACAAGAGGUCCUGGUCAAGCGCCGAGCCCUGGCCCAAGAGGUCUCACAGCAGACAAAAGUCCUAGCAGGUACGCCUAGCGAUAGCGACGACGGGUACAAAUACCGGCGCAACGAUGGCGAUCAGUACGAUAGGAAAUUUGAUAGUGAUAGGUGGGAUUCGGAUGAAGCUAGAGUCUAAUUUUGGGAAUUAUCAAUUUUUAAAUAAUAAUGCAGUUUCUGUUGAUUGAUAUGGCAACCAGGUGACGGAUCAAUUCGAUAGCAAAUUUGAUAGUGAUAGGUGGGAUUUGGAUGAAGCUAGAGUUUGAAGCCCGUCUGCACUAGUUUGGCCAGGGGGAUUAGACCUCCCAACAAGGUCACUGACUGGUGCUUAUCUCAUCAAAUCAGCUCUCAAUUGACAUGAGACAAAGGGGAUCAUGGGGGACCAACAGGCACCGAUUAGGCAUUGUUUGCGGUAUAGAGGGCGCAAAUAGCUAUAAGUAGUGCAGUGGGGCUUUAAUUUUGCGAAUUAUCAGUUUUUUAAACAAUAAUGUACAGUUCCUGUCAAUCAGAGAUAUUAACAACAUUCACAAUUAUCAUCACUAAGGGCAACCUGUUGAUGAUCAAUGCGAAAGCAAAUUUGAUAUGUAGGAUUCGGAUGAAGCUAGAGUCUAAUUUGGGGAGUUAUCAAUUUUUAAACAAUAAAAUGUGCAGUUCCUGUCAAUAUCAAGGACAUUCACCAUAAUCAACCUUAUAAUGGUCAAUACAAUAGCAAAAUUUAUAGCGGUGUUCUGUAUCAUUGGGUCUAGUGAACAUUACAGACAAAGUACAAAGUUUUAAUUAUAUGUUUAUUAUAUUGACGACCAUGUUUAUUUGCUAUCUGCUUCUUUUCCCCUGACAGAUUGAAACCCCUUUGUAGGUAGGAAAAGGGAAUAAGGUCUGCACAGAAUUAAACAAUUUGCACGAUUUUGAAUGGAUAACUAAAAUGCAUUUCAAAACAACUGUUUUUCUUUUUUUAUUUAAUAGCCCUGAAAUAAGCAUGCUCUGUAGGUAUUCUUCUUGUUUAAAUGAAUUAGAUGUUCCAUGAAGUUUUAAAUAGCAAUGGGCAUUAAACUGUUAGUUUUUCUUGAAAAAGUUCUGCUUGAUAUUGCAUUAGCAAAGCCCGCAAAACUAAAAAAAAACAAUGAGAAUUUUCUCUUUUCUAUAAAUUUUUGUGAUGUUUUCCAACUCUUCAUAUGUUGCUACUGUAAUGUUUACACACAUUUUAUUUAGCAGUCAAAUAAAAUUCUGCACAUUUUAUUAUACUAAACAUGUAAUAACAUUAUUUAAUUUUAAUUUGUAAUUAAAAUGAACAUGAUAAGACUGUAUGAAACUACUUGCUAAUCUCAAUAUUAAAUUAAAAAUGUCAUGUGUAUUACCACAACACUUCUUUCAUCAGGCACAAGUCUUUAAAACAUUCUUAAUACCCAUGAUUCUGUAUUAUACUAAAUACGUCAUGAAAUUAUUUAUUGGUACUAUCAGUUUGUAAAGACGAGCCAACGAACUAGAACAAUCUCUUUGUAUAAUACCAUUACAGUUCUAUCUAUACAGUCCUACACAAUUAAAAUCACCAUUCAUAUUAUAAAUGAUUCUAUAUUAAACUAAACAUGAUAUAAGUGAUCUCUGGCUAAUAUUGAUUAAAAAUGCUUCCUGUUACAGCAUUUUUUUAAUUACUAAAAUUCUUUAUUUUACAAAGCAAUGCAAGCUCGUGGAAUUCAUUAUUUUGAUUUUCUCUUUGCUUUGGAUUGUUAUACUAACCCUGUUAUUCAUAAAAAGAUGAAAAGUCUUGGAAUCAUUUUUUUCGUUACCACAAACUUGUUUAUGACUCUCUGCUUAUUUUUCAGAAUUUAAAAUCACUUACAAUUAUUUUACAUUAUUUUAAUGAUAUGUGAUAUGAUAUCUUUACAUUAAAAUAAUUCAUGUAUUAGACAAUAUGAAUAUUCAUCUUGAGUAUGCAUUCAUCUUUUAGACAUAAUAUGAAUAUUCAUCUUGAGUAUGCAUUCAUGUAAAUGUAAUAUACACAAUAUGAAUAUUCAUCUUGGGUAUACAUUCAUGUUAUACACAAUAUGAAUAUUCAUCUUGAGUAUGCAUACAUGUAUUUUUACAAUCAAACAGAUAAUAAGAAAGCUUACCGGUAGACAAAUUUAUUUAGUGACUAGUUCUGUAAGACAUAAUUUUGCAUGAAAGAAUCAUAAUUAAUAUGAAAAGCUUUAGUGAGACUUUCUAUUGUUUCAUAGCAAGUUUACCUGUUGAGUUUUUGCAGCAGUGGAACUUCAAGACGAUUUUAAUAUCAUGUGUGAAAAGAGCUUUGUGUUGAUGUAUGGGUAGUUCAUUUCCUUCCGUUCACAUUCUCAACCAAACGUUUCAUGAUUUCAUUUGCACAUGCCAUUUUGAAGUUUGGUUUACUAACCUUUUGUUUGUUUUUCUCCUCUUUAUCGUUUGUGUUUUUUGCGGGUUGUUUUCGCCUUUGCUGCCUUUUGACGUUUACAGCCCAAAUGAAUGCUGUAGCCUAAAGCCACCUCACUCGAACCAUGCCAGGACAUCAAACAAAUCAUUUAAAACCACCUCCCCUACUACCCCCUCGGUGUUGGACUCUAACCAAGCAUCAUCAGCGACAACCAGAAAUUUAAAUUUGGAAUAUCAGGGACCCGUUUCACAAAGCCUUUUUUCAAUGACAAAUGACAAAAAUCAGUGACAAAUUUAUCUGCUGAUAACCAAUCAAAAGCAAGGAUUUCAGUAGCUUAGGUAUAACAAAAACUGUCAUUUGUCACUGAUGAGAAGUUUUGUGAAACAGGACCCAGGAGUACUAACAAAAUCAUCAGAAUGUUGUUGAAUUCAUACCUUAUGCACUGUUCAUCAUGCCAUUAACAUUAAUGUUAAAGCAGCGAGAACAAAAACAAAUCCAUGAGUAGUAGCUAUCAUUGAGUUCUCAUUGAAUAAUCUGUAAGCACUUGUUAUCAUGCCAUCAAAAAAGAAUGUUUAAAAAAAAAUAUGAUUGAAACCUCAUUGAAUUAAAACCGUUAGCAUUCGUGCCGUGUACAAGUCCUUGUGCAUGUCCUUGUUUUCAAAGAAAGUGUAAUCAUACAUGUUUGUAUGGUUUGGCACAGAGCAUUUUAUUUUCGAGAGUUGCACCACAGAAUGCCAUGACCUUUGAACCCAAAUUGGUGCAACUGUGAUAUGUCUUUAUACCUUUAUACCAGUAUGCAAAUGCAGCAAUGGUCAGGGUUUUUCUAUUUAAUGAGGUUUUCGAUUUGCUAAUUAACUUACAUGUACUGUACUUGUACCUUGUCGUGGGCUGGUGUUUUGGGAAACUUAAGGAUAUCACACAUUUAUUGUACUGUCAUGUAUUUCUUUCUGGUAAUACUGUCCAAAUAAUUCUGCACAUGCUGUGCCUAUACCAGUACACUCCAUUUUGAGAACACACUGUUCCAUCAAAAAGACCCAGAGAAAUCCAUGGAGUCUGUUUGAAAUGUAAUGGUACUCAUGUUGUACCCUAUACCAAAGGAACACUCACUUUUCACAACAAAGCUGUCCUUAAUUGUAAAUUGUUUGUGAUCAUUUUUAUUUGCUUUUCAUAAAUAGUGAUUUGCAUCAAAUUGGCUAGAAUAAAAAUUUCAGUUAUUAUAAAGAUCAUUUCAUUUACAAGAUUGGGUGAAAAUUGGCAACAAUCAAAAUUACAGUUAUUACGAUGAUCAUUGCAUUUACAAGAUCAGGUGCAAAUUGGCAACAGUGAGCACUUUUAAUAGUUAUCCCAAAGAUCAGCCCAUGAGAUCCGAAGAAGAAGUCAUUUAUAAUGCACUAACCCAAAGUUUGUUUUCAUGUCUCUGCUACUUCGGUGCCAGAGAUAUUAUUUUCAUUUACAUGUAAUUUGUAACCCUUUCACUAUUGCCGUUACAUUUUGUGUAAUGGAGGCACAUACCGGUCGAUACAUGUGUGUUUCAUUAAAAAAAUGUUUGAUGUUGAAAGGGUUAUUUAAGCAAAUUUCAUCAGCUUGUGUUGAAAAUGUGUCAGAUCAGAAGUGUUGCAACCUUCUAUGAUGGGCACAAAAGUAGCUUGCAGUUUGCAUUCACCCCCCCCCCCCCCUGCUUCAUAAAAGUUUUUCAUCAUGGCAAACUCAUCGCAAAUUUAAACGUAGUUGUGUACUAGCAUCAUUCAUCAAAUGCAAGGUCUUCAAUUUUGUUGUUUUUAUACAAAUGGCUAAGAAAUCACCAUUACCAUGACAAGUAAAUUGGCAACAUUAAUAGAAUCUUAUUUUUGUUAGCCAUGUAUCUGAAAUUGAAAAUGUGUGCAUUUCACAUAUUAGUCACAUGCUAUUUAUAGUGAUACAAAGAAUUAAGCAUUUGUGCUUGUAUUUGACAACACAUGUGUGUUGCCAUUUUGCAGGUAUUGUAUUGUUCUCAUAUAAAAAAAAAAAAUAGAGAUGUUUUAUGAAGAAAUUCAGGAUACCAUGCUGAUUUAAAUUUUGCUGAAAUUGGAGUGAGAUUUGGUAUUCAAAACUUUUCUGAAGUAAAAAGUAGUGAAACGUACCCCAAAAUUACCAUGAUUUUAAGUUGCUUGAAUAGAAAAUAUGGGGAGGAAAUGUGUUAAUUUAGUUUGCGAAUUGCCAUGUCCAGUCUAAGAUGCAAGACCAAAGUAGAUUUAGAGAAAUCAAUAAAAGAAAUUCAUUUUCAUGCUGCUAACAUUUGGUGCAAACAUUUCAUCAUUGCACAUCCACAUACUUUCAUCAAAGAGAUUCUGUUCAUUCUGCAAGAAAUGAAUGGAACAAAGUUCAAAGUGACCCCCAAAGAUAAAAAAAAGGCUUCCUUUUCUCCAUCGGCCAAAGUUGCAAAAGCUUAAAUAGCGUAGAUAACCCACAUGCUUCUUUUUUUGUUGCACUUGUUAUGAAAUAAAGUGUUCAUGAAAUCAUUUUGCAUUCAUUAAACUCAUCUGGAGUGAAUAAGCAGGUUUUAAUGAAGUUGUGUUGUAUUCAAUGAAUGCAUUCAUAUCCUAUGACUUUGUGUUGUAUCCAUUGAAUGCGUUCAUAUUCAAUGACCUUGUGUUGUAUUCAAUGAAUGCAUUCAUAUUCUAUGAUUUUGUGUAGUAUUCAUUGAAUGCAUUCAUAUUCAAUGAACUUGGGUUGUAUUCAAGGAAUGUAUUCAUAUUCAGUGUACUUGUGUUGUAUUCAAGGAAUGCAUUCACAAUCAGUUAACCUUUUUGCAUUCAAGAAACCUAAAUGUAUUCAUGCUCAAUGUACUUGUUCUGUAUUGACUGAAACUCUAAGUAAAUGUAUUCAUUUGUCCUCGAUAUUCAAGGAAUCUCAAAUAUUCAAUUGAUAUUGUUUAUAUUCAGUGAAGGAAUUUAAAUGCAUAAAUGGAAUUGAACCUCCGACAUUGAAGACAUUUAUUGAAGGAGGUUGAAGAUAUUGUUUCCCAUUCAUUAAUGAAGGCACAAUGUCUAGUGUAGAAAGAAACUCUGUAACAAUACUGGGAAUUCAGAUUGUUCUUUUUCUACUUUACCUUUUGGUCAAUUUUGAUAGUACCCUCACCAGUUUUGUCAGAUUGCAUCCAAAUAAUUUAUAACAGCUUUUAUUUGAAACCAUGUGCUGUCCAAACAUGUCAUCUGUUGCAAAUCCAGUGUAUUCAGUGUAAAAUUCAUUAACAGUUUUCUGAAGUGAAACCCCACACAAAUUGAAAUGCUGGGGACUGAAGUAUAAAAAUUGCUAGAGUGAGCAUUUAUUCAUGAAAAGUUCAAUGAAUAUAUUUUGUGAUAUAGAUAUUGAAGGGCAAGUUUUGCUGCACCGCAUAUUUUGUAUGCACCUGUACAAAAUGUAGAUAAAGAUUGAAGCAAUAUAUUGCUGUGUAGUCUGGGGCUUCCAUAAAUGCAAAUUUUCCACACCAUACCAAAGUUAUUUGGUUCGCAUUUAAGACGAUAUCGAGGUGGAAUUACCGAUAAAGUAAGGGGUUGGCUUUAUAUUUUUGCAUUUUUUAGUUGUAUGCAUUGUAACUGCCAUGAAUGUUUGGCCUUUGAGAAUUGCAGAAAGAACAAUCUUAUUACAUGUACAUAGCAACAUGCAAAGGACAUUGAAUACAGCUUCAUGCUAGUCAUGUAUGCAGAACAGUAAUGUCAUUGUAUUCAUACAUGUACCACAUGUAGCCAUAGAUGUAGGAUUUACCUUAUAUUCAACUUGUAAAAAUCAAUUUUAUGCAACAGCAGUAGAGUUUUCAGAUUGCCAUGUAUUCAAUUUUUCUGAAUUUUUCUGUAGAUAAAAGAACAAUUGUGUAAAAUAUGUGUAAAUAGUUUAUUCACCUAUAUCUAACCAUCUCUUGAUUUGUAAAGUACUUCUAUUCAGCACUAAAAGCGGUAACUUGAUAUUAUACCAAAUGUACUUAUUAUUGAUAGUACUAUCUAUAUUUAUUGUACUAUAUUCAUGUAUACAUUUAGCUGCUAAUUAGAUAUAUCUUUAUAUUGUAGCUGCCUGUAGUUCCCUUUUAUAUGGAUUUUAAAAUGAAGUUUAAUCUGCAAAGAGGAUUUUAAAGUAUUAAAUUUAAGAUAUUUUAAGUAAACAUGAAGGAUAUAAAAAUGAAGGCCUUGUGUGUUUUUUAAAGGAAAAAAAUAUCUUCAUGUAUACAGGUACUGGUCAUUAGGAAUUGAAUAAAGAACUUUAACGACUUUAUGAAAGAUAUGCUGUGAAUUUCAUUUAGUGAAAACAAGUUGCAAUUAAUCUUAAGACAUAUUAGAGAAUCAUGAUGGUAUUCAAGGCAAAUUUGUAAUGAUAGAAGAGAUUAUUUAGGUCAGUUUUUAAAACAAUUGGAGUAUUAAAAGUUAUCAUUGUUUAAGAAUAUGAAUUGAAAUACUUUUGUGGCAAAUUUUUAAGGUCAUUUUUUUAAACAAUUAUUCUAAAUAGAUAUCAUUGUUAAUAAAGAAUAUGAAUUGAAAUACCUUUGUGGCAAAUUAAUGAGGUUUGUGAAUCCAAAUCGCUUUAUAAUCACGAAAGCUCUAUUGUCAAUGUUGAAGAAGACUAUGUGGGCUAAUGACAAUCCAAAUCCAUUGCUGCAGUGAAGAUUGAUGGCCAAGGCUUGCAUGAGGAUUUCUGACAUAUCACCAAUGGAUCAUUUCAAUUAAGAUAUGUACAUGUGCAGUGUGCCAUAGUGAUACAAAUUGAAGUUACAUUGAGUUGAAUGAAUACGAUAUAUAAAUGUAAUUGUGCUUUUUAUGUAUGGUGUGUGGUACAUUGUAUACGCAUCUUUUGAGACCUAGAAGGGAGUUUACUCCUCGCUAUACAAGUUCGAGCCCUUAUGUCAGUUUCAAAAGGCAAUUAUGCACUUAUAUCAUUUUUGCAAAUUGAGUUUCUUUUAAUACAGUGCUGGAAUUACUGUACGUGAAUUUGAUAGUUUUCUUCAAACCAAUUUGUGCCUUGUAAUAAAUCUAGCUGAGUAUUGUGUUGAAUUAAUGUAAAGGUGGUGCUGGGUAUUGGUCAAAGAAAAGAAAAUACCUUGGAGGAAAACAUAGUACAUAGCAAUACCACAUGAGAACUGUAUUUUCUUGAAAUAUUCACAUAUUUAUAUUUCAACUAGAAAUUGUUGUUCCCUUAGAGCAGGCUUAUCAUAAGCUAUAUUUUGAUCACAUCAUUGUGUAGUCCCAGAUGCCCAGAUUUGUGUGCAGUCAUUGCAGUGCUUGAUCGUUUCAGUGAGAUGGGGUGAUUUUAGUGGUUAUAAAAACGUGAAUAUAUGUAAUUAUUCGAUGUUGCUCCAUAAUCGACCAUUCAGAAGAGCUUUUAAGAGGUUAUUUCAUGAUGAAAUUCUGCCAUCAGUACUCGGCACCACCUUUCCAAUCCAAAUACGUGUAUUUCCAUGUUAUACACAAACAAGUACCAAGUAUUAUUGAAAUUAUCUCACUGCUAUGGCAUGCUUUAGGAGUAACAGAAUGUCCAGUGAAUGAAACAGUGACCUGUGUAUCUGUAUACUUCCCAGGAGAUUAAAGAAUCCUAUUUUUAUCUACUUGGAAAAGAGCAUCAUGCUCUUCAGUUGAUUAAUUGCGACAAUCUAAGUUUUUAAUGAUUCAUUAAAAAAAAAAGGGAUUUUUCAAUUGUGUUAGUACCAAGAGUCAAUACUUUGUAUUUUUGUACCCAUCACAAUAAGUGAAAUGCAAAUUUGAAUUUGGCUUCACAACAUAUCAAAUUUUGUAUGAAACAUCACAAGUACUUUGAAUUUUAAAAAAAAUUGCGAUGUAGUUGAUUAUUUGUAUUCUUACAUGUCAGAAUCAUUGUUGAAAUAGAAUUUUGAAUAUCGGUAAUGUAAUUAUAAAUCCAUUGCAGUUUUAAAUUUUGAAUUUUGCCUAAUGUAAUUAUAAAUCCAUUGCAGUUUUAAAUUUUGAAGUUCAGAGAUUUGAAGUUUCCAUCUACUUUUGUGGGUAGGAGGAAAAUUAUGAAAUUGCCAUUUGUGUAAUUGUAUUCACAGAGAGGGAGAGAAAGAAAAAAUAGUCAUGAAUUUAUUUUGUUCGGAAGGUGUGAUAUUUAAUGAAUGAAGUUAAUUUUUACAGUCUGCUGGUUGCUGAAUUUUUAUUUCUUGAAAGUGAUCGAUAUGCAAAGCUUUUGAUUUUUUUUUUUACAACUUUGCUACAUUUUGUUACAUGUACAUUUAUGUGAUUUGGUAUAGCAUGUGGCAAUAAUUGUUUUACAUUUAUGUUGUACAAUAAUUUCUGUUAUAAAAAAAUGAAACGAGAAAUUUAUAAUCAGUGCUUCAUAGGCAGAUUCAGUUGUAGCUUUAUUCUUUUUGAUCCAAUUUUCUUCUCUUCAUGAUUGUAAUUAAUGCUUUUGAAAAACCUAUUUACCUGCAAUUGCUGUCAAUUAUGUUUCAAAUUAUACUGUCAUUUGUCAUAUAGUUUACAUUUGUAUUAAUUUGUAUUUGUUGUAGAUGUAUAAGAUUAUUUGGUGAGAGAUUUUUUUUUCUUCUUCAGUUUUAGUUUAAAAAAUGCUUUGCCUUCCAAAUGUGUAACCCCCAUUUAUAUUUGUUGCAUUCAAUUAGGCCUUAUUAAGAAUCAUUUGAUAUUUUGUGAGCAGUGUGAUUAAAGAUCUAACAAUUGCAUCAGGAAAAAAA